GCGGUGAAAGGGAGUGCGCCUUUACGCACGGAUCAGUCCGCCUCCACAUGGCUUGGGUUUUUAUCUCCCAGCUGGCUCCCUCCUCGACCCCAAACACAACAUGAUGCCAUGUGCUGCUAAGGACUCAACUCCGCAGGUCGUUGACGUUACCCGAGUUUUUAUUUAGUUUGAUAUAUUUUAUAUGUGUGCGCGUCUUGAACUUGACUUGUAAAAAGAAACGGGAAUAACAUCACUUGGAUUUAGACGAGACUGUUUGCAGGCAGGAGACACCUGAAAUAAAGUAGAUUCAGUGACUCUUGACAGGGAAGAAAAAUCCUCGGACAAGAUUGGUGUCAACCGGGAUCAACGAGAGCAAUCGACCCCUGAGCCAAGACCAGAGAAGCAGCCAUGCUCGGCGGUGAAGGAGAGAGCAGCACUUUCUCUUCCACUAAGGAGGCAUCGGAUGAGAGGCGCAAGUCUCCAUCUGUGGAAGGGGGUGAUGUGACCGUCCGCAGCAGAUACCCGGAGCACGGGGUGGGUGCCGAGCGGUACUACAUCCCUCCAUCAGUGUCCAAACAAAGCCCGGAGACAGCCAGCCCCUGCUCCUUCAUCCCUUACACCCCCGGUGGGACGGUUUACGCCCCGUCCGGCGCGGGCAGGUACCCCUCAUCCCUCCACCUGGGCUCCGUGUUGCCUCCCGCGGGGUUUUCUCCCUCCACGACCGGCCGCAGUCACUUCAGCUCGGCGUACCAGCUCGGGCAGAGCCCCGGCUGCCUCUACCCGCCUUACACCGGCUCAGGUUCGGCUCUCAGCAACAUGACUCUCCCGACCACCGGCCCCGGGAUGAGGGCCCAGGUGUACCUCUGCAACCGGCCGCUGUGGUUCAAGUUCCACCGGCACCAGACGGAGAUGAUCAUCACCAAGCAGGGCAGACGGAUGUUCCCGUUCCUCAGCUUUAACAUAGCUGGUCUCAACCUGUCGACGCAUUACAACGUGUUCGUGGAGGUGGUGCUGGCGGAUCCAAACCACUGGAGGUUUCAAGGUGGCAAGUGGGUCACCUGUGGGAAGGCGGACAACAGCAGCCAAGGUACUGAGCCAGGGAACAAAGUGUAUAUCCACCCAGAGUCUCCGAACACAGGGGCCCACUGGAUGAGACAAGAAAUCUCCUUCAGCAAACUGAAACUCACCAACAACAAAGGAACCAGUCACAGUACUUCCCAGAUGGUUAUCAUGCAGUCGCUGCAUAAGUACCAGCCCAGGCUGCACAUCGUGGAGGUGACGGAGGACGGAGCGGAGGACGUCAACACUGACGGGAAAACUCAGAGCUUCACUUUUCCAGAGACGCAGUUUAUUGCUGUCACCGCCUAUCAGAACACUGACAUCACACAGCUGAAGAUUGAUCACAACCCUUUUGCCAAAGGAUUCAGAGAUAAUUAUGAUUCGAUGUACACAGUUCCAGAGAAUGACCGCUUCACCCCAUCUCCAACCGACUCUCCACGUGCCCACCAGAUUGUCCCAGGCGCCCGCUACACCAUGCAGCCCCUCUUCCAGGACCAGUUUGUCAACAACCUCCCGCAGAAUCGCUUCUACAACAGCGAGCGAGCAGUACCACAGACUAACAGCCUCCUCUCACCUCAGACUGAAGACGGAGCUUCGCAGAGGUGGUUUGUCACCUCCAUGCAACAAGGGGGAAACUGCACUGGCACCAGCAACAAGCUCGAUCUGACACCUUAUGAUGGUGAAUACUCAAGCUCCUUGCUUCCUUAUGGUAUCAAAUCACUCUCCAUGCAGACAUCCCAUGCUCUCAGCUACUACCCAGACUCUCCUUUCAACGCCAUGUCUGCAGGGUGGGGGUCCAGGGCAGCAUAUCAGCGAAAGGUCACGACGGGUCUGCCUUGGUCUCCCAGACCCAGCCCCACUGCUGGUUUGCUAGAAGACUCAGACAAAGUUAAACAGAUACAGAUAGAGGAGGGCGUGAACGACAGUGGAGGCCUGAUCUCCUCUUGGACGGAGACACAGUCAUUAGCUCUUUCCCUCGACAAGGCUGAUUCGUAUGCCAUGGCCUGCAAACGAAGGCGUUUGUCUCUCAAUGGUCUGAGCACCGAGGACUCACCCUCUGACAUUAAGUGUGAGGACUUGGCCUCAGCUACCACCAACAACAGUAGCUCCUAUAGCAAGGACCCCCCCUCAUCCAAAGCCAUGGCAGCUUAUUAUUCCUUUUACACAAACCCUUAAAAAUAUGGCCUUGUGUUGUUGUUUUGGUUAUUCUUCAUCUGCCACAGUGAACAUAUUAUUCAGUUAUUUGGGGACUUUGUGAACCCAGAAUUUGUCUCAGUGGUAAUAAAAGUAUUUUUUCCCCGUCAGGAAGCAUUAAGGACACAUUCAAAUAAAAACAAAGUGACAUGUGCGUGUGAAUUGCCACUUUCAGUUGUGGGCUUAUUUUUUGAUCGUCUCAUGUAUGUAACUCUGCAGUUGCAAGUUUGAAGGUGCCAAAGCAAUUGUUUAAGUUGCCCCAUUAAAAAAAAAUCAGUUUAUGUGUUUGUUGCAUACGUCAUUGUAUUUUACUUCACACUGAGAUUUUGUGUUUACAGAUUAUUUAUUGAAGGCCUGUUGAUAUGAAUUUUGUGCACUGACAUGUGGGAAUGCUAUGCUAUAUGUACCUUCAUUGCAAUGUCCAGAUAUUUGAUAAUAAAAGGCAUAAGUGUUC
Hippoglossus stenolepis (Pacific halibut) is the source of this 2686-nucleotide messenger RNA. Its product is annotated as eomesodermin. The transcript has 7 exons. Gene Ontology annotation, cellular component: nucleus. NCBI's taxonomy places the organism in Eukaryota, Metazoa, Chordata, Actinopteri, Pleuronectiformes, Pleuronectidae. Bases 388 to 2214 code for a protein of 608 amino acids. Gene Ontology annotation, molecular function: DNA-binding transcription factor activity, RNA polymerase II-specific; RNA polymerase II cis-regulatory region sequence-specific DNA binding. The record is from RefSeq and is a predicted model, not a curated record. Gene Ontology annotation, biological process: endodermal cell fate specification; positive regulation of DNA-templated transcription; regulation of transcription by RNA polymerase II.